Molecule: messenger RNA, 476 nt
Organism: Dipodomys spectabilis (banner-tailed kangaroo rat)
Lineage: Eukaryota; Metazoa; Chordata; Mammalia; Rodentia; Heteromyidae
Gene: Hypk
Product: huntingtin interacting protein K
Exons: 4
Coding region: 49-414 (121 amino acids)
Biological process (GO): negative regulation of apoptotic process; protein stabilization
Source: RefSeq, a predicted model, not a curated record
GAAGUUGUCGCGAGGGGCGGGCUCUUGUGGAGGCGCGGUGAGAGCGGGAUGGCGACCGAGGGAGACGUAGAGCUCGAGUUGGAGACCGAGACCAGCGGCCCAGAGCGGCCCCCCGAGAAGCCCCGGAAACAUGACAGCGGUGCGGCGGACCUGGAGCGGGUCACCGACUACGCGGAGGAGAAGGAGAUCCAGAGCUCCAACCUGGAGACGGCCAUGUCCGUCAUCGGAGAUAGACGGUCCCGGGAGCAGAAAGCCAAACAGGAGCGGGAGAAGGAAUUGGCAAAGGUCACAAUCAAAAAGGAAGAUCUGGAGUUGAUAAUGACAGAGAUGGAGAUCUCUAGAGCAGCAGCAGAGAGGAGCUUGCGGGAACACAUGGGCAAUGUGGUAGAAGCUCUUAUUGCCCUAACCAACUGAGAGGUGUUUUCUUAGACAUUUUCUGGAUUAACUUAUUGCAAUAAACUUUUUUUCUUAUCUUG